Molecule: messenger RNA, 1672 nt
Organism: Myzus persicae (green peach aphid)
Lineage: Eukaryota; Metazoa; Arthropoda; Insecta; Hemiptera; Aphididae
Product: toll-interacting protein-like
Exons: 6
Coding region: 278-1096 (272 amino acids)
Biological process (GO): ubiquitin-dependent protein catabolic process
Cellular component (GO): cytoplasm
Molecular function (GO): ubiquitin binding; ubiquitin conjugating enzyme binding
Source: RefSeq, a predicted model, not a curated record
GAACAAUAUUUAAAUAUUAUUGUGAUAAUAUGAUGUAUACGUGAAUGGUAAUUAUAAUUUAUAUCAAUUCUCUACAUUAUUAUUGGGUGCAGAUCAUAGACGUACGAAAGCAACACUAACACGGUAGACUCAAAUACGCAAUUGCGAACUUCGUGUCAACAAAAACAAAUAAAAGAACAUUAUACAAACAUUAAAUGAACAUUUGUGUACAUUUUUAUUUCAAUUGUGUGUUAUGACAAAUUAAUACGUGUCCGUAUUGUUCCACAAAUUAUAAACUAUGGAAUCUGUUACUACAAGGGUGAACGAUGAGAGACGAAAAAGGGUGUAUGUUGGUGAUUUACCCAAAGACUUCUUACGCCUAGACUUGGUUUCAUUAGAUGAUUCUACUAAUAGAUUGCAACAAGAAGCUGCAGACCAGCAAGCUGCUAUGGCUCUACAACAAUCAUUAUCUUGUGUGCAAGGAGACCGUGAUAGAAAUAGAUUAAAUAUUACAAUAGUACAAGCACGGCUUGUCAAAAACUAUGGAUUAGCCCGAAUGGAUCCAUAUGUACGGCUUAGAAUUGGACAUUGUGUAUAUGAAACUCAAACAGAUCCUAAUGGUGGUAAAACCCCUAAGUGGCAUAAAACUGUUCAAACACUUCCACAAGAAGAUGUCAAUCAAAUUCAUGUAGAAAUAUUUGAUGAAUGUUCUUUCAAAAUGGAUGAACUUAUUGCUUGGACAACAAUACCAAUUCCUAAUCAAAUUUUUAAAGGGGCCACAAUUGAACAGUGGUACAAUCUAACUGGUAAACAAGGACCAAAUAAUGAAGGAACUAUAAAUAUAAUUAUGAGUUUUGGAACUCCACCUAGUUUGGGCUUAACAAGUUCAGUUAUGAUGCUACCUCAAAUGCCAAAAUUCAGCAACUCAAGUGCCGCUUUAACUCCCAUUUACAUUCAACCUUCAGCACCACAAGUGCCAACUCUUAAUGCAGAAGACUUGAAACAAAUUCAAGACAUGUUCCCAAAUAUGGAUAAAGAAACAGUUAAAACUGUUUUUGAAGCAAACAAUGGUAACAAAGAUCUUACCGUUAAUUCUUUACUUCAAUUGGUCGACUAAAUGUUUGUUAAACAGUUAAACUUUUACAUAAAUACAUAAUAUUAUAUUAGUGCCAUGUCAGCAUUUUGGCAACAUAAUUAAAUAAUGCCCGAUAAUUAUCUACUGUGGGUUCUAGCCCUAAUCACUUCUCACUUGCUUUAUUUAAUAAAUCAAAUGUAAAUCAGUUGACACUUAUUGAAUUAUAUUACAAAAAUAAUAUUGUAUCUAGUCCGUAUUAGUAGUAAACAAGUAAUUAAAAGUUAUUUGGUCAAAUUGUCCACAAUUCAUUAAUAAUAUGUGAACUGAAAUCCCGAAAACAUAAUAACAAAAUUAUUAUUAAUCUUUUGUAGUUGAUAAAUAUAUUGAUUCAGGAUUGUUUUGCAGUUAUUAAUAAAUAAUAUUAAUAUUUUGUCAUUUUAUUUUGUUCUGUUAUUGCUAUUUUAAUGUUUAUGAUGAUAUUAUGUACAUGUUUAUCUUUAUUUUAAUAACACAUAAUUUGUUUAAUCAAUUUAUUAAAACUUACGCAUUCCUAAUUUGUAAAUCAAAAUAUUUAUGUAUUUAAGAAGAUAAAAUAGAUAUAUGAUAAUUUGAUUGUUC